Pteropus alecto (black flying fox) is the source of this 5919-nucleotide messenger RNA. It is a transcript of the gene WNT7B, whose product is annotated as Wnt family member 7B. Gene Ontology annotation, cellular component: extracellular region. Lineage: Eukaryota; Metazoa; Chordata; Mammalia; Chiroptera; Pteropodidae. The record is from RefSeq and is a predicted model, not a curated record. The coding region runs from base 2609 to 3670 and encodes 353 amino acids. The transcript is spliced from 4 exons. Gene Ontology annotation, biological process: cell fate commitment; canonical Wnt signaling pathway; multicellular organism development. Gene Ontology annotation, molecular function: frizzled binding; cytokine activity.
GACUCCCCACCCUGCACAAAGAGCUGAAGUUGUUGCCCAGCCCAGACUUCCAGGGCUGGUUCCAGGGCUUGGAGGUCUGAGUGACUGGGGACAGUAACUUCCUCCCACCACGAGGGUCCCUACCCGCACUCCCCGCUUUAAGCGAGACUGCUGCUCUGGCCAUCCUGAGCAGGAUGGUGGUGGCCAGUGUCUGAGUAGGGAGAGCCCAGGCAGUGGGACCCAGCCUGUGUGCCCGGGCACCUGGGAAUUCCUGAGAGAGCUGGGUGGUGUUCCUGGCACUGCCGUCUGCCCCCACCAAGGGGCCCUGGGAGGGGGGCUCCUCUCCCUGGUGUGCCCCCUUAAGCACAUGCUCUCUCGGUCCUGGGGAGAGAGGAGAAAAUGAGAUCUCCACAAUACCCCCGUGGAACCACAUCCAGAACACCCACAGAGCCACCGUGGGAUCUGCUAAGGCGAGGGUGCUCAGUCCCUGACACCAGCACAGUCCGUGCCCGCCCAUGUGGGAGCGAAGGGUCCUCCUUUCUUUGCAAUCCAUCUUGGCCGUACAAGGCAGGGAGGAGGGGGCAGCUGCGCCCAGAUGUGACUUAAGGGGUUAAAUGACCUCGGAGCCCGGUGAGGUUGAGGAUGAGGUUCAGGUGGUCAGUCCUCCCCCCUCGCUCACCUAGUGGUCUUGGGUGAGCUCUUUAACCUCCCAGCCCACUUUUCUUCUUGGGGAAAACAGGGGAAUGGUAGCGCCUCCUUCACUGUGAAGGUUAGUCCCGGGGUCUUUGGCCCCGGGGUUGGGCGGUGUCCCAGUAAACACUGUGUGCACCAGUCAAGCCUUUCUUAUUGUUGAUAACAACGGUAUCGCAGCUGCUGCAGGCACUCUGGGGACGCCUCCAGAUAGUAUAUUCUGGAGGAUUUGGGAUUUCAGGGCCAACAAAGCCCCAACCAAAUGUCAGAGGCUGUGUGUGUUGGGAGAUAUUUCACGAUCACAGCCCACCAGCCCACACUGUGCACAGGCAGCCCCCCACACAUGUGCCCCUCAGCCCGUGCAGAUGUGCAGCCCCUGGGGGGUGAGAACUCCGUCCUCACAAUCCCUAUGGGGAUUGGGGGCCCAAGACCAGAUGUGUCUUGGAUUUUGAGCAAUUUUAAAACAAAUGACUUUGGAGAGUCACAGUUCCUCACUUGAGGACUGAUCAGCCUCCGAGCUCCAGCCUUGGAGGAGGCCAACCCAGGAUGGGGGGAGCCGUCAGGAGUCUGGGCACAUUCUGCCCCCUGGAACCAGGGUCAUGAAGUGCCGGAACCAACCCUGCUCCAUGCCUCCCUCCUGCCUUUGGAGCCAGGAGAGGCAGAGGGGCCUGGGAGCCCUGGAUCCUGAGGAACGAAGGGGCAGAGACAGCCCGUCCUCGUGGAUGCUCCAGGCCAGGUCAGAAGCUAGGAAAUCCACUCCCCCUGGGACCACUGACCGUAUUGCAAGAGCUCUGUUCUCUUGUCAUCUUCCCUGCUUUGUGCCUUUGCCCCAGCGUAAGGGGUCUAUGCUGCAUCUAGAGGGACAUUCGUGUGUAGCCAGGCUUGGCAGACAAUAGGAAGUGGAACUCAAAACCUGUGUUUCUGGCCUUUAAAAAAAAUCACUGGAAGAGGAUUGUUCAGAAAAGUGUGUCCUUGUGGAUCUGCUCCUCCCCACACCUACCCCAACCAACCAACCCCCCGAAGGAGAGCAAAGGAAGCCAGGUGGGGAAGCCAGAGUUGGCAGCUCUGUGCACCUGUUGGGGGUGCAUUCCCACCGUCAGCCUCUCCAGGGACUCAGAGGCAGGACCCUGCAGAGAUACCGGUGAGCAUGUGCACAGGUGAGCCUUGCCAGGUCGGGCCGGGUCGGCGAUGGCAGUGAGUGCAUGCGACCCACAGCCAGCUUCGCCAAACCCAGGGGCGCACGCAGGCAGAGGCGCAGCACACACAGUGCAUCUGUGCGCACACACCUGCGCCCUCACAGACGCGCCCACGCUCCCGCAGGCACACACAGGCACAUGCAGGCACAUGCAUGCACACGAGAUCACAUUGCGGAGCACAGCCCCCCAGAGGAGCGCACGCCCCCGCAUGGUUAUCCCGCGGUGUUCCCCCAAGGUGCAACCUCCAGAGCAGGCCAGAGCUGUGUGGCUUACUGGAGUUGCGGGAAGGGGUCCGAGCCAAGGCAGUUUGGGCAAGGCCUGGGGGCGGCUCCCGCCGCGCGCUCGGGUCAGCCUCCCCUUUAAAAAACCCGCCCGCGGAGGAGGCGGAUGUAAGGGCGGCCCGGCCAAUGGCAGCUGCGCGCCUCGGGAGACUUGCAGACGUGAGCCAGAGCGAGUGACAGAGCCGGUUCCGACGGAUCGACGGACGGAGGGCCAGACGGCUGCCGAGGCUCACUCGCUGCCACCUACCAGCCCCCGGCCCCGCACUCCAGCCCCAGCGCGAUGCGCGGCCCCGGCGGCGGGGCACUGGCGAAUACUGCGCCGGGACCCGCGCGCCCGGGUCCCUAGCGUCCCGUGCCGCCGCCCUACCUCGGGGAGGGCCGCGGAAACCCGGGCCUCAGCUGGCUCAGGCGCCCUGCCCGCGCGCGGGGCCUGGCCAGCCCUGCCAGGAGUGCCGGCCCACCAUGCUCCUGCUGUCGCCGCGCGGCGCGCUCCUCUCCGUCUAUUGCCCGCAGAUCUUUCUCAUCUUGUCCAGCGGCAGCUACCUAGCGCUGUCGUCUGUCGUGGCCCUGGGAGCCAACAUCAUCUGCAACAAGAUCCCUGGUCUGGCCCCGCGGCAGCGCGCCAUCUGCCAGAGCCGGCCCGAUGCCAUCAUCGUGAUCGGGGAGGGGGCGCAGAUGGGCAUCAACGAGUGCCAGUACCAGUUCCGCUUCGGACGCUGGAACUGCUCUGCCCUCGGUGAGAAGACUGUCUUCGGGCAAGAGCUCCGAGUAGGGAGCCGCGAGGCCGCGUUCACCUACGCCAUCACCGCGGCCGGCGUGGCCCACGCCGUCACUGCCGCCUGCAGCCAGGGCAACCUGAGCAACUGCGGCUGCGACCGCGAGAAGCAAGGUUACUACAACCAGGCCGAGGGCUGGAAGUGGGGCGGCUGCUCCGCCGACGUGCGCUACGGCAUCGACUUCUCCCGGCGCUUCGUGGACGCCCGUGAGAUCAAGAAGAACGCGCGGCGCCUCAUGAACCUGCACAACAACGAGGCGGGCAGGAAGGUCCUGGAGGAGCGCAUGAAGCUGGAGUGCAAGUGCCACGGUGUGUCGGGCUCCUGCACCACCAAGACGUGCUGGACCACACUGCCCAAGUUCCGAGAGGUGGGUCACCUGCUCAAGGAGAAGUAUAACGCGGCCGUGCAGGUGGAGGUGGUGCGGGCCAGCCGCCUGCGGCAGCCCACCUUCCUGCGCAUCAAGCAGCUGCGCAGCUACCAGAAGCCCAUGGAGACGGACCUGGUGUACAUCGAGAAGUCGCCGAACUACUGCGAGGAGGACGCGGCCACCGGCAGCGUGGGCACGCAGGGCCGCCUGUGCAACCGCACGUCGCCCGGCGCGGACGGCUGCGACACCAUGUGCUGCGGCCGCGGCUACAACACCCACCAGUACACCAAGGUCUGGCAGUGCAACUGCAAGUUCCACUGGUGCUGCUUCGUCAAGUGCAACACCUGCAGCGAGCGCACGGAGGUCUUCACCUGCAAGUGAGCGGCGGGCGGCCCGCAGGCGGCAGCCCCGCCCGCGGCGUCUGCACAUGGGCUCGGGGCGCCUUCCCUGCGCUGCCUCGGCUGCGGCCAGAGGUGGCCGGAGGAGGUGAGGGCUCCGGACGCAGGAGGGCUCCCGCCGGGCUCCUCAUCCUCUCCCUGUCCCUGGGGGCUGCCUCCUGCCAUUGCCGUCACUUCCUGUGGCAGAACAGUGCCCACGACCCGGCAGAGAGGGCAAGGCCAACGGCACUGGUGUCCUUGCCCGGGGCCCAGGGAAUUCCUUUUCUUUUCUCCGGGGAAAGUGAACCUCAAGGACACACAUAUCCCCAGAAAGCAAAGUGACAAGACUCUGAGUGUCCCCCUCCCCCACCUGGUGGCACGGACAGGGGAAUGCCAUGCCGGCCUGCCCCACCGGAGACUAUUUCCCAGGCCAUAUCAGCCACUGGGCCCUGGGGCUAUCUGGGCAGAUGUUGUCGAAAAUUAUUUAUGUUUUCUUAGUAUCAGAGGAGGAUUCUUAGCACGAAGGCGCAGCCAGCCCUGACUGCGUGCUCCGUGUCGGCGCGUCCCCUCUCUGCCCUCCGCUCCCUCUCCGGGACCUGCGGGAGCAUCCCGGUGCACGGCACCCUCCUGGCCCCGCCCCGGGGGAGCUGGCUGUGUGAGUGUGGACCCCAGGGGAGCUGGGCAAGGGCUUGGCAACUAGUACGGCCCCAGGAGGGCUGCCGAGGGGAGCCCCGACAGGGGUCUCCGGUCCCCUCUUCUUUUCAAAAAUCAUAUCAAUCAAAUCAAAACGUCUCCCACGUCAGGUUCCAGGAGCACUUCGUCCCCUCCCUCAUGCUGUUGCCCUCCCAGCGCCUUGCCAGCCUGAUGCCCCCCAGUUUACAGAGCCCCCCCCCACCCUGGAGCCAGCUGGACCCCAAGAGAGCAUUGUGCGGGGAGUGGGCAGGGGGUAGUUCAGGGUGUUUGCUUCAUUUGACGCAUGAGGACACUGAGACUCGGGAGGGAGCACUAGCCAGAGACCCCGAGGCCACGAGUGGAGCUCCUGACUUGGCUCAGGUGUCCUGUGCCCCAGCCCAGGGCUCCUGGCCCUGGAGGGAAAGCUCUGGGAAUGCCGGGCGUGGUGUGGGGCGGCCCCCAUACCCCUGCCCCUGCUGCCAGCCUCACUGGGGUCUGCACCCCCCACCCAGAGGUGCCUUCAAGGGUCUCUCGGUGGCCUCCUUGGCCAGUUCUGGCCCUUUCACCCUGACCCUGAUGCUAAGGAUCCAGGGAGUCCCUCUGCCAGUACCCCGUCUGCUCUCCCAGCAGAUGCCUGUCCCCCCAGGCUUCCCACACCAUGCAGACCCCCCCUUGAAGUCCAACUCACCCUGAAACCUGGGAGACAGGAAAGGGAAGGGGUCCAGGGCAGCUCUAAACUAGGUUUGGGGUGAGGGAGAUGGGAAACGAGGUGCUCAGGGCCGGAUGCGUCUUCUGCCAAUGCUCCCGCCCCUCCCUGGAGAGGCACAGAGGCAGCGACCUGCCAGAAAGCACGGCGUGCAGCUGGCUUCUACCAGUUGGGGUAAGUGGGGGUGCACCCUCCACUGCCCACAUGCUCCCCACCCUGAAUUUAGGGUAUUUUGCAGAAACUCGUGGAAAUGUGUGUCCUCAGGCAACUGACCAGCCAGGUGGGCUGGAUAUUAGCCUGGGGCGAGGGACACUGUCUGGGCCCUGGUGUCCGCCCUCUGUGCCCCCGAUGACGCCAGGAUGCUCCAUUAGCUGCUGCCCUGGGAAAUCCCAGGCUGACGUGAACGCCCCCACUGCGCACCCCUGCCCCCACGUCCACAGGCCCGGCGUCUUCUGCCAAGGAACCUGGUUAACUUAUGUUGUUAUAUAGUGUCAAAAUGUCUAUAGUGUCUUUUAAAUUAUUGUGACCUACACUGGGUACUGGGGAGGGGGGAUGGCCGCGUGCUGUCCGCUGAGACAGGCUCCUCCUUCUGCUUGAAACAGACUCUUGGGGCCCCUGACACCACCGAGUCAUACGCACUGUCCCUCCGUGCCACGUGCCCCCACCGAGACCCCGCCCUCCCUGUCAGCAUUGCCCUUCCCUCGGGGGGGAAGGGGGUCAGUGUGGCCCAAGCAGGGGCGGGGGCGGCCGAGGCGAGGCGCUGUGUGACCCUGCGGUGCCCCCACUUCAGGAGAGCCGGGGGGUUUCUGACAGGCCGUGUCUGGCGUCCCUGGAGGGGAGCGUUGGCUCCAAUAAAGCUGGAGUCAGAGACGUGA